Molecule: messenger RNA, 1912 nt
Organism: Solanum dulcamara
Lineage: Eukaryota; Viridiplantae; Streptophyta; Magnoliopsida; Solanales; Solanaceae
Exons: 3
Coding region: 360-1556 (398 amino acids)
Source: RefSeq, a predicted model, not a curated record
CACAGUCCACACUUUUACUCUCUCUCUCGCUCUCUCUCUCUAGGGUUUAUUAUUAUAUCUUCGUCGGUGAUAUGAUUUUUCCGGCCAUCGGUUUUGUUAUGGAGUGUCGGUGUGAUGACGUCAUUUCGUGUAUCCUUCGCAAAACCGGCGAGUUUUAGCCGUCUACUGUUUGCUGUACCUUAAGCAAAAGAGCAGAGUUUUCAAGUUAUUCCCGCUAAAAGACUAAUUUUCUACUCCAAAUAUUGGUUUUUUCACCGUAUAAAAAGGUAUUCGGUUUUGGCUCAAUCCAUUUCUGUUUGAAAUUUAGCUUUCGAUUUGAAGACGGUAAACUUGAAUUUUUAGUACUAGAACUUGUGGUUAUGCCUUUCCCUAUGAAGAUUCAACCUGUUGACUUCAGUACUGUCGAAGAAUCGAGUCGAUAUGACUCGUUUAAGCCGGUUCCGAAGUCACGGUUCAAGCGACUAUUUGAGAGGCAAUUUCCGGGGCUUUUGAGAUCAUCGGCGCCGGAGAAGCUGGUAACCGGUGAGGAUUUGAUUGGAAAUAGGAAGGAUGCGUCUGAAGAAUUCGAGCCGAGCUCUAUUUGUUUGGCUAAAAUGGUACAGACUUUCAUUGAAGAAGGCGAGGAUAAACAUCGGUGCAAUCGGAACCGAUGUAAUUGCUUUAAUUGUAAUGGAACUGAGAGCUCAGAGGAGGAAGCGGAUUCAGUCAAUUGCUUCGGUGAAUCGAAUCAAACUUGCUAUACCGAUGCUUGUGAAAUCCUCAAGAGUUUGGUGUCUUGUCCUUCCAUCUUUGAAAGGAACGUCGUGGCGGAAAUUACAAAGAUCACUGAGAAAAACAGGAUGAUUAAGCGAAAGGACAAUUUCAUCCGAAAGAUGGUUGUUGAUGGCCUUCUAGCUGUGGGAUAUGACGCCUCAAUCUGCGAGUCUCGCUGGGAGAAAACUCCUUCAACUCCUGCUGGAGCUUAUGAAUAUAUUGAUGUGGUAAUUGAAGGAGAACGACUUAUAAUCGACAUUGAUUUCAGAUCAGAAUUUGAAAUAGCAAGGUCGACUAGGUCAUACAAAUGUCUUCUCCAGGUGCUGCCUAACAUUUUUGUAGGCAAAGCAGAUCGCCUUCAGAAGAUUGUUCAUUUGCUAACAGAGGCUGCAAAGCAGAGCUUGAAAAAGAAAGGAAUGCCUUGUCCUCCAUGGCGUAAAGCUGAAUACGUGAAAGCUAAAUGGCUGUCGACCUACACCCGUAUGACACCUGUUCUACUGCCAAUAGUAUCAAACUCUGCUUCUGAACCUGGCACUGCUUGUAAAAUCAAACAAGAAGCCAUAAAGGAAGAGACUUCAGAGGAUUCUCUUGGGGAGCUGAAACUGGUUUUUGGAGGAGAGAGCAGUCCUUUAGUGGAGAAUAAAGGCAAGAGUGUGAGUACAUCUCCUCUAUUUGCUUGUGAUGAAGAUGAACAGAAUGUGAUGGUGCAGCUAGGUGAACCACUGGAGAUUAAACACAAGGAUCCAGGCAAUACUGCCAGGAAGAUAACCGGUUUAACUUCUCUGAUUGAAGACCACACAUAAAAUUUUGACUUGUUUCCUAACCCUUUUGUCUACUGUUAUAUGUUUCGAGCUGAAAACCCCGUGUGUUUUAGUAUUUGGGGUUGUAGUAUCAACUGCCUACUGGUUUUGUCUCGGUGGUCUCCCUUCGUAUUUUAUAGUAAGGGUCUAUGAGUCCAUGCCACUAAUAUAAACUUACAUAGUAUCGAGAGAUUAGUAAAGGAGAGCUGGAGCUGGUCAUUGGUCUGGUCAGUUCGGUUCUUGGAUAUUUUUCAAGAGUGUUUUGCAUAAGUGUUCAUUGUAGCAAACGCUUGUUAGCAGCUAGUAUUUUACUGUUAUAAUGGCAAUAAAUUCUGGAACUAUUGCAGCUUGAGCUUCUC